AUGUCGGAAGAUAUUGAAGUAACGCAUGAGGAUCAACAAAGGAUAAACAGCUUUGCAACGUGGAACUUAAAACUUAAAGAUUAUACAUCCGAUUACGACCAAAAAAAAAAAGAGCUGGCAAAUCUGAAUGAUGCUGAGGAUGAGUUAGUUGUCGUCCAGGAGAGCUUACACCCAUAUCUUAUUGGGGAAACAUUUUUCCACUUGUCAAAUGAUGAAGUUGGAGAAGAGCUCUCAGCAGCCAAAGAAAAAGUAAAAUUGCGAAUGGUAGACCUCGAAGAACGAAUCAGCGACUGCAAAGUUCACAUGAACAAUUUAAAGAAAGAUCUUUAUGGCAAAUUCGGAAAUCAUAUUAAUCUCGAAGAGGACUAG
Schistosoma bovis is the source of this 369-nucleotide messenger RNA. NCBI's taxonomy places the organism in Eukaryota, Metazoa, Platyhelminthes, Trematoda, Strigeidida, Schistosomatidae. The record is from the annotation of a GenBank genome assembly.